Messenger RNA from Letharia lupina, 885 nucleotides. RefSeq lists its product as uncharacterized. The transcript has 4 exons. Lineage: Eukaryota; Fungi; Ascomycota; Lecanoromycetes; Lecanorales; Parmeliaceae. The record is from RefSeq and is a predicted model, not a curated record. Gene Ontology annotation, biological process: lipid catabolic process. The coding region runs from base 1 to 885 and encodes 294 amino acids.
AUGACCGCUCCACUUGAGCAAAGGUCUAUCGAUUUCGCCACAUUCACGGACCUGCAGCUCUUCGAACAAUUCGCUGCGGCUUCUUACUGCAAAAGCAACAAUAAUGUCACUGCCGACGGCAGCAAGCUCACAUGUCCAAGCCACAACUGCCCUCUUGUCGAAGCUGACGACGUGACCACUGUCCACGAGUUUCAGAACUCCGGACUCCUAACGGGCGUGACUGGCUACAUAGCCGUCGACCACACCCUCUCGCUUACGAUCCUUGCGUUUCGCGGCUCCCAUUCCCUCCGCAACUGGGCCGCUGAUCUUGACUUUGCGCUUAUCCCCACCGACAUCUGCCCUCAAUGCUUCUGCCACCAAGGAUUCUACAACAGCUGGCUCGAAGCCCGCUCCGGCGUUCUCGCAGCCAUCAAAACCACGGCUUCCACCUACCCCACCAACCGCGUCGUCGUAGUCGGGCACAGCCUCGGCGGCGCCAUCGCCGACAUCGCCGCCGCCGAGAUCAGAAAGGCGGGCACCGACGCCGAUCUCUACACGUACGGCGCACCGCGCAUCGCCGGACCCGCGCUGAGUGAAUACAUCACGAAGCAGAACAAGGGGGGCAAUUUCCGAGUGACGCAUUACGACGACCCGGUGCCGCGACUGCCGCCUCGCGCGUUGGGGUACGUGCACAUCAGUCCAGAAUACUACAUCGAUACCGUGACUGGGGUCGUUCCGACGGCGGAGGACAUCACCGUCCUGAGCGGGGAUGUAAAUCUGUUGGGGAAUACGGGGAAUGAUCGUAACAGGACGGAUGUAGCGGCGCAUUCGUGGUAUUUUAAUAGGGUCAGCGCGUGUAGCCCGAAAGGGUUCGAGUUUAGAAAGAGAAGGGAUUUGUCACGAUAG